AUGGAGAUGAGAUACAAAGAAGAUAUAGACAUAUGCAGUGACAUAACACCACCACUCAUCCCACUCUCUUUCUCUCUCCACAACACUAAUCUCCACACUCACUGCUCCUCUUGUUUCUCUCUCAUCACAACUCCCAUUCCCAUUCCCAAUGCCAAUUCCAUUCCUCCAUUCUACUGCUCUCCUCACUGCACCACCGCCCAUUCCUCCAUCCCCCUCUCCUCCGCCGAACACCAUCUACCUCCCUCCGCCACCUCCUCCCUUCUCCGCACCGCCCUCCGCCUCCUCCUCGUCUCCCACCACCGCACUUCCCCCUCCACUCGCCUCAACCAUUUACUCACCAACCGUCAUUUGCUGACGUGUCACUACGACGAACUCUCCCAAACCAUCCCUAUCAACGCUCUUGCAAUGGCCACCGCAAUAGCAAAGCAAAGAAGCCGCGGCGAUUUGAUAGAACCCUCCCACGACGCCGUUUUGGAGGAAGCUACUCUUGCUCUCUGCGCGGUGCUAACGAACGCGGUUGAGGUGCACGAUGACCAAGGACGCGCGUUAGGGAUUGCGGUUUUUCAACACGCUUUCUCUUGGAUUAACCAUAGUUGUUCUCCCAAUGCAUGCUACCGCUUCUCUUUCGAGUCUUCUUCUUCUUUGCUUUCUCAGGAAUCAAAACUUUGCAUUGCUCCCUUCACUCAUAACUCUCAACAACCAAAAAUAGAUUGUAGGAUUUUUGGUACCAGUGGUGAAUUUGCCCAAGAAAAAGGGAAGAUUAUUUGUGGUCCAAGAUUGAUUUUAAGAAGUAUCAAGAGAAUUAAAAAGGGGGAAGAGGUUACUGUAGCAUAUACUGACCUCUUGCAGCCGAAGGUAAUGCAAAUUGCGCACAACGUAGAAGCUGAUUUGCGGCUUAAACAUAAUUGA
Vicia faba (fava bean) is the source of this 909-nucleotide messenger RNA. The record is from the annotation of a GenBank genome assembly. NCBI's taxonomy places the organism in Eukaryota, Viridiplantae, Streptophyta, Magnoliopsida, Fabales, Fabaceae.